Molecule: messenger RNA, 8289 nt
Organism: Anthonomus grandis grandis
Lineage: Eukaryota; Metazoa; Arthropoda; Insecta; Coleoptera; Curculionidae
Gene: 5PtaseI
Product: inositol polyphosphate-5-phosphatase A
Exons: 8
Coding region: 234-1913 (559 amino acids)
Biological process (GO): phosphatidylinositol dephosphorylation
Molecular function (GO): inositol-polyphosphate 5-phosphatase activity
Source: RefSeq, a predicted model, not a curated record
UCCGAGAAGUAUUACACACUCCAUAUUUUGAUUAAUUUGACAUUUAGCACCCAUAAAGGGAGAGAUCCUUAUCAUCCCUUUUAAAUUAAACCAAAAAAAGGAAACGAUGUCAGGGGCGCAGGACUAUUUAAAAUAAUAAUUAAUAAACUGCACAAUUCACACACCAUAAAAUGCCAUUAAAUCAAUUUUUAGGUGAACUAGCGACUAAUUAAAUCCGGGCAUAUACAAUUAAAAUGGGUUCUGUGCCAGUGUUGCUAGUCACCGCCAAUGUAGGGUCCAUCUUUGAGGAGCCAACUGAAAUGCUUAAACUAUGGACUGAUGAAUUCCUAUCAAAAAUUGCAAGUCUGGAUGCCAAGUUUAUUGCCCUACAUUGCCAAGAAGUCGGAGGCAAAAAGUAUGAAAAGUCCAUGAAACAUGUGGAGAGGUUUGUCCAGAUCCUCUCCAUCAGGGAGGAAAUGAAGAAUUUCUCCCACACCCGAAUAUUUCUGGACGAAGACUAUACAUCUGUAGAAAAUUUCACUGCUUUAGGAAACCUGUAUUUUAUCCAUAACUCUAUACAAGACGCCUUCAUUUGGGACUUUAAAAAAUCUGAAUUUAGGCCAGUAGUAGGUACUGAGACCUUCUCAGGAAACAUUGAGUUCGUUGAUACCAAAGAAAAGUCCAAGUUUCCACAACAUUUCUUUCCAGAGUGCAAGUGGUCCAGAAAGGGUUUUAUGCGCACAAGAUGGUCGUUGUGCGGCACCGUGUUCGAUCUAGUCAAUAUCCAUUUGUUCCACGACGCGUCCAACUUAGUCUCAAUGUCUUCGUAUCCAUCAGUGUAUUGCCGGAAUCGACAGAGGGCCCUGGAGCACACCCUCUAUCGGUUCCAUAAUGAUCCUCUUGAUAAUGUACCUUAUUUUGUUUUUGGAGACUUUAAUUUUAGGACUGACAAUGAGGGAGUGAUUAGGACGUUAACAAACGGUUUAACAAAAACUCGAGUGCAAAACACAAAAAAUAACGAUCAAACAAAACUGCACUUCAACAAUGAGGAGAACGACUUAAUACUCUCCGUCGGCAAGAAGGAGUUCAGCCAUAACGACCAUGAAAAAGUCUUCUUGGACUUCGAUUGGUUGAAAAAAUUCGAUAAGGAACCAGAAGCGUUCUCCAAUAUCCUCGCCGAAUAUCCCAUAGGAUUUGCCCCCUCUUACCCUUUUGAGGAGAAGAUCAGUAAGGGAAGUUGCUAUAUGCCCACCCGGUGUCCUGCAUGGUGCGAUCGUAUACUUUUCAGUCAUUCUGCCGAAAAAAUAAUCGAGGAAUCGGAUGGUUAUGACUAUGGACUGUUGGGCAUGAACACUUGCAUGGGAGAUCAUAAGCCGGUAUUCCUGAGAAUAUCCCUCCGGAGCCACGCAGGUACAGUUAAGUGUUGUGACCACGAGCUGUUCGUUUGCUUGUCCGAUCGGUGUCGGUGUUGUCGCAAUUUCGCUUCGGUGACGAUCAACGUGGUGGACAUGAGCGAGUACAUCAACCGCUCCGUCAACGACGUUACGAUCGAUUCCACCCUGUUGCAUGACCGCGCGUCCAAAGGCAUGUUCGCGCACGACCCUUACACCCCCGAAAGUUCGAACUCGCGCACCCCCUUACAAGAGGAGGAUGAGGACGAGGAUCAGCAGGACGAGGAGGACAGCCGCAGGAGUUCCGUCUCACCCACGGAGUUGAAAAGUAAAUUAGAGAAUAUUAUUUGUAAGAAAGGGUUGAAGAAGAAACGGUCUUCGAUUAAGGAUGAUUAUUUGGAGACCGUGGCCGAGUUACUGAGCGGUAGUAGUAAUUUGAAUAGCGAGGGGGAUCAGUUGAGUUGUAGGUUUGGUCCUGGUGACGGGAAAGUCGGUCGUAAACGGAAGAAAAGACGAAGAGAGUGGUGCUGCGCGGUUGCAUGAUAAUACGUACUUAUUUUAGGGUUUUUUUUUCGUUUUUUUUUUUGUGGAAGAGCAUGGAUCUGUACUUAGUGUCUUUUUUUUUUUUUGAUCAGUUGCGCUUGAGCAUUGACCUAUUUUAUUUAACCCCCCCUCAUAGAAAUCCUAUCCUAUUUAUUUUAUAUUUAUGCAUCUUAUUCAGGGUGGUCCAGUUUCAAAAGCGGCAGAUAAAAAAUCUCAAAUAAAUACUAGUCAUACAUUCGAAAAAUGCUUCGUGGCAAAGAUAAAGGGCGUAACCCAAGCAACACACGAUAGUUAAAUAAACGUUUAUUUUUGGUUUACACCAGGUAUGCUUUUACCAUGUUUACACACAGCCGUUAAUGCGCAUUAGCGAAAUGCGAAUUAAGAUUUUAAAAGCGUUUUAGCACUACUAAUUCGAAUUACUUUAAAACGUUUUAAAUAUUAUGUGAAUGAUCUCCCUGUAAUGCGCAUUAAGGUGCGCAAAUUCGCAAUAAUUUUCAGUGUUGUCAACUAACUAAAAAUUUAAAAACCGAGACAGGGCGCGAUUUCGCAAAAUUUAAAGAAUUAUAUUCAUUUAAUAAAUUUAUUUUUACUCUCUUCAACUCAAGUAAUUUAUCAAUAAAUUAUUUAGGUUGGCAAUAAAAAUCAGCUGAUUAACAAUAACGUUAAAACCCUUGUGUAGACACUUGCCAAAGCGUUUUUGCUGUAAUUCGCAAUAGCCCCUAAUGUCACGUGUAAACUUAGUAACUUAUGUGUGUCGAGGAAGUCUACCGACAAACUUUAUAGAGUGAUGUUCCAACAUAAGAAAACAUUUUUAUAAAACAUAAUGUAUGUUCUAAAAUUCCUUCUUUCGGAUUUACAGGGUAUAAAACAUUUUAUUGAAGGGCAUUUUUCACGUACAAGACUAAAACAACUUUUUAUCAAUGGCGUCCGUAAAGGGUUUAUCGCAAAUAUUUUUUUAUAAGAGCACAGUGUGCCACGGCAAUUUUGUGAAAUAAAUUUUAUUUUUUAAAUAAAAAUCAGAUCGCCAUAUACAAAUUAAUAGUUUAAAAAACAAUAUUCGAUAGAAAAACUAAUACAUUAGAUAUAUUUGCCUUUUUGACGGACAUAUUUGAUAUGGACAUACCUUUUUGCUUAAUUUUCAUUUAACCCAUUAUUACAUGAACUUAUAAAAAUUGUUUUUUAUGUAUUUUUUCUUUAUGAAUUAGUUAAAUGACUUAAAUAAGAUAUAAAAAAAAAUACAAAAAUCAAAUAUUAGUUUUUAUUAGUGUGUUAUGAUCCGUCCCUCAAAAGGGACUCCAUGCAUAAAAUUAAUAUUAUUUAGUUUAUAUGGUAAUUUUCGAAACAAUUUUUUGAAUGAAGUCCAUAGUCACAUUUUACACAUAUAAAGUUACUUUUCUUCUUGCAUACUUGGCACCUUCGAUCAGAUUCAUUGUACCGAAUUAAAUGUCCUAUAUUAUCAAAUCUAGAGGCUUUAUGAACUGGAAGCGCAGUUUUUCCUCUACUUGGUUUUUUACCAUAGGACUGUAAAAAACGAUAUACCUCCGAGAUUCUAGUAAGGAGGCACAAUUUACAUCAUUUGGUCUUUAGCUUUUUCAUAAGUACCCAGCCAUUUGAGAUGCUUGCAUCUAAUAAAUAUGAAACUAUUGGCCAAUACCAUUUUCGCUGUCGCAUUCUUGUCCUCGCAGCCCAUCCAUUUUAUCAACUCCUCCCAUGUGUUUAUUGUAUCCAGCUAUAAUUUUUGGUUGUGGAAUUUGUUUUUUAGUUUUAGUUACCUUACACCAUCUAGAUGUGGUAACAAUGUCAUUACUUUCGAAGUUGGUACCCAAUGUCACAGCCUUGUUGUCCUUCCAUUGUACAAAAGUAACGUUAUCACUUCCACGCUUCCCCUUGGUUUUGAUUUUCAUGAAGUACUUUCAGGAAAUGGACACUUUUCCGUUCGAAUCUCUCUUACUGUUGCCGUUGCACAAAUUUUAUUUUCCGAGAGAUGGUUCAGUAAACUCAGGCUUGUAAAAUAAUUAUCAAAAAAAAAUUAUAUCCCUGGUUAGAAGGCACUUCCGAUUUAUGUAGUAAGGACUUAACCACGUCUCCACCAAUCCACAAUUCUAACGGAUUUUGGGCUUCUUUUGCUUCUUGAGAUGGCUCUCGUGGCACACAGUUUGUAUUCGUAGAAAAAAAUGGGGGGAUCUGCGUUCCAUUCGUAUAGCUUUCUACGUUUAGGGGUUGAAAAAUUGCCUUGACUUAUACCUGACCCAGGUUUAGAAAGCAGAUCUGCUAAAGGUAUUAGAUCUUCUUCAUCAAAAUCAUCUUGUUUAUUAGGUGGGGCUUCAUAGGUUUGACGAGAUAAACCCUUAGAGUUUGGAAAUAGUUGGGUUAGAGGAACUAGAUCUUCUUCGUCAAAAUCAUUUUGUUUUCUGGCUCUUACUUAACAAUUCUGCUGAAGUAUUCCACAGCAUAAGCGAUCUACAUCUCCGAUAUGCUCAUAAUCAGAGCUGUCGCUGUCUUCUUCUGUGUCUUCGCCUAGGUCUUCCAAUGUAAACAUCAAGAUUUUGUUGAACUUCACCAACUUGAAUUCAUGCAGAGAUAAUCUGCAAAAUACGAAUUAUACUGAGGAUUGUCUAUUUUGCAUAGAGUCCUUUAUAAGGGACAGAACAAAUAUUUAUGCCUAAGAAAACGAUAACAUAUUUUUGUUUUGCAGACAAAAUUGUAUGAUGAUUCUAACCUCAAACACAAUAUAUUUACUGAAUUUCUUUACCCUGGUUUCAAAACCUAUCGAUAUAAAAAAUUAAAACUUACCCUCCAUUUCGAGUAGAGUAAAUUAGGUUAAUAUUUUGUGACUGAUUUUACAACAAAUAGCGAACGUCUAAUGAGGUCAGAUCAGGGGAUCGUGCAGGCCAUUCCUCGUAUCCCUAUCCACCGAUUUGGAAAUAUUCUGUUGAGGUACUACCAAAAAAACUAACAUUGUUUUGUAAGUGAAAUUAAGCUGUAACAACAACUACAAAAAUAGGCACUAACAUUUUUAAUUUUCGAUGCUUUGACAAAAUCUUCUAUCAUCUUUGUCUUCUGUAUUGAUGUUUCCACUUUUAGUUUAAAUAGCGGGAAGAUUUUUAUAAAAAUCAUGGUAUUCUGGGUUAAUAAUAUUAGCAUUGCAUAAUGCCAUUUAAUAUUCAUACAUUUUUUUAGACAUUGAGAUUUCGGUAAGCUUUUCAAAGUUGUAAAAUAUUUUCUAUCUUUGAUUUUGUAAAAUAAUAGUAGGGGAACUAUGGACAAAAUGACAUACAGUUUUCGUAUUGCUCCAUAAAACUUUAAUUUAAACAGUAAAGAAGGUCAAAAUAUGUAACAAAUAUCUUUGACACAUCAAUUUUUCAUGUAACUAAAUAUUUUGCAAAUAAUUGUAAAGGUAUAAAAAGUUAAAAGCUAAACACUAAAAUGUAACAGAAAACCAUUUUGUCCAUACUAAAUGGACAAAAUGACAUAUGUUCUAUGGAUAAAAUGACAUACACCAAAACUACUUUGAAUCAGGAACACAUAGUUCGCAAAUAAACAUUUUUGUCUUUUGAGACACGUCGGCGCAAAUAGCAUGAGCCCACUGUGAACAUACCUUACAUCGUAACCUGUUCUCACCAGGUUUCGAACGCGAAUACAGGUCGUUGCAAUAUAUACAAGGGCAAUCGUCUUCGUCAAUUUGCGAAUCACUUGUGAAUGGAUCUUCAUCAUCUUUGUCAUUCUCAUUGUAAUCAAAUACAGUUCUUGUAACCCUUCUGUUUUUUGUUUCGGAGAUGACUUGCGUCAUUUUUGUUGACUAGUGUCAUUUUUGGCUUUUACCUCUACCAUAUUUGGCGUAGAAGUGAGGACUAAAUGAGUUUGUUGCUUCUUUGGUCUUCUCUUUCCUUGACCUCUGACUAGAUUUCCUUGCGGUAUAGGUGAUAAAACUUCGAGCGGAACGAGCAAAGCAUCUUUAGAGGGUCCAGGUUUCUCUUUAUCCACGGAUUAUUUCAUCUGGUAGGGUAGAAGCAGUUUCAUUAUUAUCAGAUCUUGAGCUUGCUGAUAUCUCUAUGGACAUAGGUUCAGGAGUCAUUAUUGGAACAUUUGUUGUCUCGGCAGGCUGAAACAUGUAUUCUGGAAAGAUAUCGGAAGCAAUAGGCCAAAGACCAGUGUUUUUAAAUCCUUGGCAAGCAUUUUGCACGGUAGCGGAUUUGCCAUAUGCCUGAUUACAUAAAUUCCCCAUGUGCAGAUGAGUCACUACGCGGCCUGGAUGAAGCUUUAACCACUUUGAUAUUUCCUGAUUGAAGUAGGUUUUUAAAGGUCCAUAAAAGCAUACAUCCAAAGGUUGCAUCCGAUGGGUGCAAUGUGGUGGCAGACAUACUAUGACUAUACCAUUGUCUUUAGCAUAUGUCAGUGAUUCUAAUCCUUUGUGACUAGCAUGACCAUCGAGGAUGAGGAGAACCUUUUCAGUAAGAUUAGCCUUUGCAUAGGUUUGAAAGUGUUUGAGCCAUUUGAAAAAUAAAUCUGUGGUCAUCCAGCCCGAUUCCUGUGCAAUUCCAAGAGUGCCAGUUGGAGCUCCAUUCAAAAGCUCAUUUUAAAAAUUUUUCCUCGGGAAUAUUAACCAUGGUGGAAUAUAAGAGCCUGUUGCAUUCAUGCAACAAACAACACUAACAUGAGAUCCACGCUCAGCACUUGUUAAGCAUCCGACUUGCUUCCGACCAGCUGUUGCUAAAAUUUUCUGUGGUCUCUGAACCGUGGACAGACCCGAUUCAUCCAUAUUAUAAACUCUAUCCGGUGAAAAGUUGUGUGUAUCCAACAGUUUUUGAUAUGCCCUAAAGAAUUUCUCAACCUGCGGUUUAUUAAACGCCUGAGUCCUAGCCGCUGAAGUCGGUUCUGGUUUGCGUGCUGAAAUAUCUUUAUUCCUAUUUAAAAAUCCGGUUAGCCAUUCUUGUCCAGCUCUUGGUUUUUCUACAUUGAAAAUAUGGGCAAAUUUAUUUUUUUCGGCCAACUGGAAAGCUAAGUUUUGAACGUCUUUACGAGUUAAACCAAAAAGUCAUGUUUCUAGUAAUUUUAAAUGAUUAACUAGCUGCCUUUCAAUUUCAGGGGGAAAAGUAGGUUUGAAUCUGCCUAAUCCUUUAUCAGUGGCAUUUAAUGAUUUGUUCUUUCCUAAUGCAUGUCGUCUAAGGGUCGCCUGAGGUCUUGGAGGUUAAAAGCCAACCCAUUUUAUUUUGCUGAACAGCCUCGAUUGCAUUUUUCAUGGACAGGUCACUCCAAGAUUGCCGAUUGGUUUUUCUUUUAUAGUCGCGCGGCAUACUAGCACUGUUACCUGUAAGCGAUUAAAUAUAAUGACAAUUUUUAGCGUGUUAAAUUAUAACGGACAAAAUGACAUACUAUGUCAUUUUGCCCCGAUUACCAUUAUGUCAUUUUGUCCAUAUUGAAAACUUAACAAUUUAAUAUUGAAAUUGUAGAAUAAAUGUUAUGUAUUUAUCAAAGUAAUGGAUCCAUGUCUUACAAUACACAAUAGAGCAUUGAUUUACAACAAAAUCAAUUGAUUAAAUAAUGAAAACUUACCAAAAAAUCGAAAAAAAGAGAGAAGAUUCUCUCUUUUCUCUCAAGAUUCUCUCCUAACUGAAUUUUGAAUAUUGCCCGCUUCGCAGGUGAUCGCCAAUCGUUUGGAGCACGUGACAUACUAGUCGGUAGGGUGGUAAAUGGCGCGAAUUAUGAAAUAAUGGUCAUAUGUCAUUUUGUCCAUAUAUGUUAUUUUGUCCGUAGUUCCCCUAAUUUUUUAUAAAGGUUGAGAAAUCAGUGCUUUUUUAAUGGCAGAUGAGAGUACAGAAUAAAAAUCGAAUUAAACAUAAAACGAUUUCUGCAUAAACCGAAUUAAAAAAUGGCACACUGAAAAUAAAAGUAUAAGUACCUAUACAAUUCCCUUUGAUGAGUUUUUUAAAAAUUGAUUAUUGGCUUAAAAUUGUUAAAUAUUAAGUAUAAAAACUAUUACUUGAUGUGAGACCCAAAUUGUUUGAUACGAUAUGGACCAUUAUUCUUCUGCUUUCACUAUGUUAAUCAUAUGGUUUAACUAUGCUAAUUUAAUAAUCAGACCUAAUUUCAAGCACCUCAUAGAAAAAUAAAACCUGCAUCAUAUGGGUUUAUUUGCAUAAAAAAAGAGAUCCCAUAUAUUUUUGACUAGGUCUAUAUAACCUAGGCUUAAUUUAUAUUACUGCGAGAUAAUUUCUCUUUUAAGGGUUUAAAUGUUUAACUUAAGUAUACGAGUAAGACUGACUUUAAUUCAAUUAGUUUUAAGUUUGUUUUUUAAUUCAAGGUUUCCAAGUUGGCUCAUACUUAUUAUAUAUAUAUAUAAAUAUAUUUUUUUUUAAUAUAGAGCUUUAAAGUUUUA